Molecule: messenger RNA, 4293 nt
Organism: Linum tenue
Lineage: Eukaryota; Viridiplantae; Streptophyta; Magnoliopsida; Malpighiales; Linaceae
Source: the annotation of a GenBank genome assembly
AUUUGCUACAAAUUUAUAUUCAAUUCACCAAUUUCGUAUUGAACCCAAAGUUUGGUGACCAUUACGUAAAAUACUUUUCCAUUUAUGUACAGCCGACUAAAAACUAAAAACAAAAACCAGGAGAAAAGUAAACGCAAGGAAAGCGGGGGAAAGGAAAGGAAAGCAAAAGGCGCCUGGCUGGGUUUGAGUAUUGACGCCGCCACAACCAGUUUCUUUGCCGCGUCUUCAACCCAUCAAUACAGGGGGGAAAAAGAAGAGUUAUGCAUAGAUCUUCGAGCACCUCCCGGUUCUCCGACGAGGACCGUCCAAGCUACUCCAUCCCCAAAUCAAAAUCCACCACAUUUCACGAUCUCCCAACCUACGAUCCCCUCUCCCACGUGGCCAAGAAGGAGAUCUCCCGUCUCAGAUCCGCAGAGAACGCCGUCCACUUCAUCCCUCUCGUCCUUCUCCUCUCCGCCAUCGUUCUCUGGUUCUUCUCCAGCACAGGAUAUAAGCUUAGUCCGAAUCUAGAAUUUGAGAAACUGAACUUUGCCGUCCCUGCAUACAAAUUGGCAUCAGCGAUUCCAUGGCGACUCACCAGUGACCUCAGAGAUUUCGAGCUGCAAUGUUACCCCAGAAGUCUGCCAUUGAACAUGUGAGGCAAAACGAAAAGGGUUCAUCACAAUGUAUGUUUCUGCAGCGGAAGCACUUGAGAGUUUUGCAACUGUAAGCUACUGGUUUUGCGAAUCAUUGUUCCAUUGUCUAAGUUGAAUGAGAGAAUGAAUUUAUGCUCUGUAGCCAACAUUGGAUGUAUCCCUUGUUUCUUCUAAUUAGGUUGUCGUCUUUCAGCUGUACCAAUUUGCAAGCUUUUCCUCUUUCACCAAACUUGUCUUCUUGUUCCAUUAUCAGUCUCCGUCAUUACUGGGCUCUUGAUCAGCUAUUCACUUGGCACUUACUAAAGGCUCACAUUCAAAAUCGGUGUGUUCAAGCAUCGGUCCAAGCCUCACAAGCUUAGGAAUCACAACGCGAUUCCUCACACCACAAACCACAGGGUUCUCCCACUGCAACAACGAUCCAACCACAUUCGCCCGGAUUGUCAACGGAAAGACACGAGGCCACCUCUCUUCCCCAUAUGAUCUGAAAGCCUCGUCUAUCGCUGUGGAAGAUGGUCCGGACUCAAUCGCAGCAGCAAGCUUUCUCGCCAGAACUACAGAGUCCUCCAAUGCACAGCAAGCGCCUUGCCCCAGAUUAGGCGUCAUUGGGUGCCAAGCAUCUCCAACAAGAACCACGCUUCCUCGAGAAGGUCCGGGGCUUAUGCCAGGCCAAUUCCAACGAUCGACUAGGGGAGUCUUGCUUAAAGUUUCAUCGGGGGUUAUAUCGAUCAAGUUGAGGAGGUCUGAGGGCCAGUUCUUGACAAGGUCUUUGGCUUGUUGCUUUAGGAUGGAGGGAUCAGUGACUCGUGGACCUGUGAUGCAAGAGUUGCAGAAAUAUUUACUUCAAACUUUGUGGUAACCGUAACUGAACUGAAGCUCGGAUAAGGAGUAGCUCAUUCAAAACCGAUAGGGUUGGAGCAAAAUGUGGACUGACCUAGAGAAGGGCUGUUGAAGCAGACGAACCAGUAGACUUUGGUGGGCGAAACCGGGACAUAUCCAGCACGUAUUCCUCUUCCAUACACAUAGUUCACCCUCGGCUCGAAUGGCUGCCCACCAUCGUAGACUCCCAGUCCGCGGAAUGAACAAUGUCCAACGUAUUUGGGGUCGGAGAAGCCCAUCCAUUUGGCCACCGGAGAUCGAAUGCCAUCGCACGCAACAACGAUCUUGGCAAGUAUCUGUGUCCCAUCUGUGAGUUGCAGAAGAGUUGCGCCGUUCUCUGAUGUCUCGAUGUUGGCUAGUUUUGACGAGAAGCGAACCGAUUCAGUUGGAAGUUGGUUAGCUAGAGUUUCCAGGAGGAUUCUCCUCUCCACAGCGCGCACUUCUUGGCUGUGCUAUCAGCAAAAGUGGAAGCUAGAAGUUAAUUCUGCAAAUGACGAUUCAGAUCAUUGCCAGGAGAGUAAGCAAAAAAGAACCCAGAAUGAUUGAUCUACCUUUGAUCUUCAUCUUUGAACCUGAAAGAGCGAAGCUGCUGCCCAUCCUCUGAUUUCACCACCAUCCUGUACAGCUGAUCGACACCAGAAAUUUAGGAAAUGUGAAAGGAAAUUGAAGGUUCUACAGAGUUUUACUUUCAUACCCUUGGAUUUCGAGGAACUGGGGUCGGAGUUCACCGGCGACUCCAAUGGCGUCCAAAACCCUCCAUCCAUUCUUGAACAGGGUAAGCGAGGUUCCGCCAGUUCUCAAGGAAUCCGCCUGCUCAAGCACCACCGACCCAAUUCCCAGCCUGAAGUGAAAACCAAUCAAGCUGCCAACUUCACAUAUUUCCCAGAGACAAAUUCACAAGAAAGAAAAAAACAAAGUGCAUUUGUAUUACCUCUUGAGUGAAACUGCAGUGGCAAGUCCGGCGAUUCCGGCGCCGACUAUCACAAUCUCUUCUUCACGAACAUCUGCCCCGGAUUUCUUUGCUCUGGUGAUUGAGACUCUGUUUCGGGUUGGAAGAAUUGGGGAUUGGGUACCUGAGAAGGGUUUGUUUGGAGGAAUUGAUCGAGGGGAAAUGGGAGAGAGGAGCGAGAAUUGACCGGCGGCAGCCAUUGCCUGGAAAGAAUAAAGGAAGGCGAGAGGAAAACGAGUGGAGGAGAUGAGUGUUCACUCAAUUAGAAUCCUAAAGUUCGAUUUUUUUUUAUUGUUCGAGCAAUUCUCCCUUUUCUUAACCAAUCAAACAAACUGACAUCACAACUUAGCAUUUCAAGCGGAUUGUAAUUUUUUUUUGGUUCGAAUUACAUGCUACCACGACACGUAAGUCCAAGAUAAGGUCUUGGGCAGCGGGAGCUCUGCACCGUGGCUAUUUAAAUCACCGCCAAAAAGGAAGAGCUUCAUUUAAUCAAAUCAUCAAUGGAGCUUUCAAGAUCCCCAAUCAUUGACUUCUCCCAUCUACACAGUCCCAACCCUGAAACCAGAGCCAAAGCCAUCGACCAAAUUGCCACCGCCUGCCGAACCUUCGGUUUCUUCAACGUCUUCUUCUCCGUCCUCUGUUUUCCCUCCCUUCCCCUGCCAUUUCCUUCUCCUCCUGCUUUCUCACUGUAAUUUUCUUUCGGCAGGUGAUUAACCAUGGCAUCAGCGACGAAACCAUACGAGACGCCGUGGACGCGAACAGGAGGUUCGAAGAAGCUCCACCGGAAGUGAAGGAGGCGCUGAAAUCCGGCGACGUUUACCAGCCGGUGAGAUUUGGUACGGUGCUGGAUAGCAGGGGAGGCCAUGGAAGUGGUUGUGGGACGUUCGUCAGGGAUUUCCUCAAGCUUUAUAGCUUCCCCUUGGAAGAUUGGAUCGAGUUUUGGCCGUCGUAUCCCCCAGAUUAUAGGUCAAAGAUGGGGAAGUACAGCAAGGAAACAAGGAACCUCAGCAUUUCACUUCUCAAACCGAUGCUGGAAAGCCUCCACAUAACUGAUCCAUCGCCACUGCUCCACAAAGUCACUUCUGAAGGAAUGCACAUGAUGGCUGUCAACCAUUACCACACUGGGCUGCAGCAGCAGCUGCUCUCCAAUUCUGCAGCCCAAAUUGGGAUCCCUCCGCACACAGACCACACCUUGAUCACUGUCCUGCUUCAGACCAGCCCCGGCCUCCACGUUUUGGAUCCCACCGAUGGCAAUUGGAAAGAUGCCGCUGCCCCAUCAGAAAUUAUACAAGGUGGUGCGCAGAAUACAUUGCAGGUUCUUGUUGGGGAUCAGCUUGAGGUAUUGAGCAAUGGGAGGUACAGAGGAGCUGUGCAUCGUGUAUCUCAAUGCUCACCUGACAAUUGCAGCAGGAUUUCCGUGGCGAGUUUGCUUAGCUUUGGCAUGGAUGAAGUGGUGGAACCAGCUGCAGAAAUGGACGGUGAUGAGUUGUUGAAGCCGUUUUAUAAGGGCAGAAGUUUGAGGGACCUGCUUGACCACCUUGCCUCUGGAGAGAAACUGCCCUUCAUUGAGACUCUCAGGAUCAUGGGUUGAUCGAUGUUGGAGGUGUAUUGUGGUAACAUUAGAAUGGUUCUACUGAGGGUAUCUCGGUUGAGUUAGCAUCUUUGGUAUACAAGAAUAAUGUCACCUAAAGUGUCUGAUCAAUACCCAACCCGAUAUAAUGAGUGCUUGUUAUGAGAAGAAGUUAAUAGGAGUUGAGUUUAUAGUUCGAGUUAUCAAACUUUAUAAAGUUGUGUAGAGCAUGUUGAUAUGAAAUUCAACAAGUGGUAUCAAAG